AUGCAAACCGUAUUUCUCGAGGAAUGCUUCAAACUUUCUUUCUUUUCUGAGUUAGCAAUUUCUGGCAUGCAAACAAUAGGCAAGGGUCAAGGGGUCUCACCUGGGGAAGGCACCGGUGCAACAAUGUCGGAUGAUGACGAUGACCAGGUAGAUAGUAAUGCUAACUUGUUUGAUGGAAGUUUAGAGGGUCCUGACAGCAUGGGAUUUGGUCCUCUCGUCCCGACAGAGAGUGAGAGAACCUUGAUGGAGCGUGUCAGGCAAGAGCUGAAGCAUGAGCUGAAGCAGGGUUACAAGGAGAAAAUUGUGGACAUUAGGGAGGAAAUUUUACGCAAGAGAAGAGCAGGAAAACUUCCAGGUGAUACCACGUCCAUCUUAAAAGCUUGGUGGCAAUCACAUGCCAAGUGGCCGUACCCAACUGAGGAAGAUAAGGCGAAGUUGGUACAGGAAACAGGCUUGCAGUUAAAGCAGAUAAAUAAUUGGUUCAUCAAUCAGAGGAAGAGGAACUGGCACAGUAAUCCUUCCUCUUCUACAGUCUUGAAGAGCAAACGCAAAAGGUGAAAACAGUGGUGAUCAUUUUGUGUAGAAAUGGUGGGAUAGGCCAGAUGACAAACUUCCCAUGUGAUCUCUGUUCAGGCUUCCACUUUGAUUAUACAUUGCGCAUCAGUUCACAUGCUACUAAUACAUAGAAAUAUGGUGGUAUAGGAUUGCCUUAAAAAACUCUGGAGUUCAGCUGAAUAAUCAAAUAUCUUGCUUCUAUGGAUAGAAGGGCUAACCUUGUGGAUGAAACGAUGGUAUAGAAUUCAAUUUGUGACCUUGAACAGGUAUGCCAGAAGACUGUAGAAGGCAUGUAUAUCAGGUGAUGCCAUGUUGUUAGAAAGUUCAAUGUAAGCAUAUGUAAAGAAACCUGAGGUGAAUCGUUCCCUCUGCGAUGGUGGAUUCAUAAAUUUUUUGUUAUUUGUGAAUACAAUAGGAAUAAGGUGUGGGUGUACAGUGUAAUAAUUUGGUGCAUGGUUCCCGACAAUACUUGUCUAUAGUUCCUUUUGCUAUUGUGCUUUAGUGUUUUAAUGUUAGACUUGUUUCAGAUAUGGGAAUACAAGGUUUUUUCUAUCUCUACUCAGUUGCAUAUGGAUGGCUAGCUCCUCAUGGAUCUUCUUUUUUUUGGAGACAUGGUUACAGGUGUAGAGUAUGCUAUUUCUUUCUAAUUAUUAAUUUGUAGUUUUGUGAACUUUCAUGGUUAGUGCAGGCAUAUUUGCAAAUAUUUUCGAGGCUGCCUACUGGG
Ilex paraguariensis (yerba mate) is the source of this 1279-nucleotide messenger RNA. Lineage: Eukaryota; Viridiplantae; Streptophyta; Magnoliopsida; Aquifoliales; Aquifoliaceae. The record is from the annotation of a GenBank genome assembly.